AUGCGAAAAGGGUUUUUGUCUUGCAAGCCUCUCAAUUUUCAAAAAUCUUCAAUCUUUAGUGAAGGAUGGCGAAGAGAAUCCUUUAUCAUGAGUGUACUUCCAUGGCAGUAUCAAGCGAUGACGAAUGCUUAUCAAAGGAGGCUUAAUCAUACAAAAUAUAUCUCUUCAUUGAAAAUAUUUGAAAAGGCACUCAUCACUGCAUCACGUAACAACAACGUUGCACUGGUUACUAAUGAAUAUCAUCAAAUGAAUGACCCAAACCCAAAUAUUCACUCAACAACGGUGUUAACUCAUUCAUAUUCUGAUCUUGUUCGAGAUAGUGGAAUAUAUGCCAACAUGAUUACAGAAUUGUAUAAUAAUAGCGUUGGUGAAACAAAAUCAGAAUGGGAUGUCACAAAAUCUAUCAAAAUUCUUCCCCAUUCACGAAUUUGUUUUUUAUUCGACCCCAGUUAUGAAUAUGUCAUAACGUUGUGGUCAAUUUGGAGAACAAAUGCCGUUGCUGUUCCACUCAGCACCUCACACCCAACCAAAGAACUCAAGUACUACAUUGAAGAUUGCAAAUGUGACAUGGUUAUUUAUCAGCCUGAUAAAAAUCACCUAUUAGAGCCACUAUUUGCAGAGUUAAAGAAUGUAAAAUUUAUUGAAUUUGAUAAUAGCAUCUUGUCAAGGAAUGAACACCAACACGAGGUACCUCAAGUGAUUGAUUUGAAAAGAAAUGAAAAAGAUGAUGGAUGUCUCAUAAUCUACACUUCUGGAACUACAGGAAACCCUAAGGGUGUAGUUUACACAUAUUCCAAUUUAUUGAAUCAACUUGAUGUACUUGUGAAUGCAUGGGGUUGGAACGAGAAGGAUCAUAUUCUCCAUGUGUUACCCCUUCAUCAUGUCCAUGGAAUUACCAAUGCCUUGUGUUGUGCAUUGUAUGCUGGUGCUACUGUUCAAUUCUGCAAAUUUAAUCCCAAUAUUGUUUGGAAAAAACUUACUAAUAUUGAAAAAGAAAAUGUAGAAAAGAUUGGAAAGGAAAUUAAUGUUUUUAUGGCAGUUCCAACUAUUUAUGUCAAACUCAUUCACUUGUACGAAGAACUACCCAAAGAUCUACAAGAGAAAUAUUCUACAGAAAUUAAGAGGAUGAGAUUAAUGGUAUCUGGAAGUAGUGCAUUACCUACACCAGUAUUUUCAAAGUGGCAGGAAAUUACCUCCCAUGCACUUCUCGAACGCUAUGGCAUGAGUGAAAUCGGUAUGGCACUCUCGAAUCCCUAUACACCACAGAGCAAACGAAAAAUGGGCAUGGUUGGUUUCCCACUUCCAACCGUGCAAGUGAAAAUUAUUGACUUUGAAACCAGAGAAGAGAUUACGUCUCCAAACCAACCAGGAGAGCUUUUAGUGUUAGGCCCAAGUGUGUUUAAGGAAUAUUUUAACAGACCUGAGGCAACCAAGAAAACUUUUACAAGUGACGGAUGGUUUAUUACGGGUGAUACAGCGUUGUUUGAUGAAGAGGGGUAUUACAAAAUUUGUGGAAGGACCAGUGUUGAUAUUAUUAAGAGCGGUGGAUACAAAAUCUCCUCUCUGGACAUUGAAAGAGUCAUACUUGGAAUGAGUAAGGUCAAGGAAUGUGCAGUAGUUGGAAUUCAUGACGAAGAGUAUGGUGAAAGAAUCGCUGCCAUUGUUGUACUUCGUCACAGCAAUGACACUCUAACUUUGGAGGAACUGCAAGAAUUCUGUUCCAAAGAAUUGGCUCGAUACAAGUUACCCACUCGUUUGAUUCUACUUCAACAAGAAAUUCCAAAAAACGCAAUGGGAAAGGUCAGCAAAAAGCCACUUGCCUCUCUUUUUGAACAGACAGAAGCUCAACACAAACGUCCUCAUGACAAGCAUUUACAACACGUGCUUCAUUCACCUCAUCAUGGUGGAAACAAGUAG
Messenger RNA from Naegleria fowleri, 1917 nucleotides. RefSeq lists its product as uncharacterized. Lineage: Eukaryota; Heterolobosea; Eutetramitea; Acrasida; Naegleriidae. The coding region runs from base 1 to 1917 and encodes 638 amino acids. Gene Ontology annotation, molecular function: medium-chain fatty acid-CoA ligase activity. The transcript has 4 exons. Gene Ontology annotation, biological process: fatty acid metabolic process. The record is from RefSeq and is a predicted model, not a curated record.